Molecule: messenger RNA, 9435 nt
Organism: Lates calcarifer (barramundi perch)
Lineage: Eukaryota; Metazoa; Chordata; Actinopteri; Centropomidae
Gene: adgrg6
Product: adhesion G protein-coupled receptor G6
Exons: 34
Coding region: 302-4435 (1377 amino acids)
Biological process (GO): myelination in peripheral nervous system; adenylate cyclase-activating G protein-coupled receptor signaling pathway; heart trabecula formation
Cellular component (GO): membrane
Molecular function (GO): G protein-coupled receptor activity; laminin binding
Source: RefSeq, a predicted model, not a curated record
CAAACGCUCCAACUCUCCGCAUCUUCUCUCUCCGCCGCCGCCGGGGAGUCCGGGUCAGUAAAGCGAACCCAUCCGGUCCGAGGAGCCGCUCCCUCUCUCCUCCCUCCUUCUCUCCCUCUCUCUCUCUCUCUCUGUCCAAACUUUGGAGAGCGUUGCGCGGCGGUCAGGCGCAGUGAGGAUCUGUGGAGACCUGGUCUGAGUCUGAGAAAAGUUUGGAGCAAAGAGAAGAGAAAGUUUCCUGAGAGUUUGAGGAGCGGGAGAAUGACCGUGCGGGGGGAGCAGCUGCCGCUGCACUGAGAACAUGGAGUCCAGUACAGGAGGAAGGUGGAGGCUCCGUCACAUCGUCCCAGUCCUGCUGCUGUGGAUGACUCUGCACAGACACGUUCUGGGCUGCAGCUCUACAAACUGUAACCUGGUGUUGACGGAGGCCGAGGGGGAAAUCACGUCUCCCUGCUACCCCAAGAAAUACCCCAAUUCACAGUCCUGUAAGUGGAUCAUACAGGCCCCUGCUGGCUUCAUCAUCCAGCUCUCUUUCCUGGACUUUGAGCUGGAGGAGGCACCAGGCUGCAUCUACGACCAGGUUGUGGUGAACACAGGCAGCACCGAUGUUAAGUUCUGCGGUCUGACGGCCAACGGGCUGACGCUAAACUCGACGGGGAACGUGAUGGAGCUGUCCUUUACCUCUGACUUCAGUGUGCAGAAGAAGGGGUUCAGUGUUAGCUUUCAACACGUCGCUGUGGCUCUGAGGAACCAGAAAGUCAAGAUAACCAGUGGUAACAACCAGGUCACCACGGUCGCCAGCUCUGUUUCCAUACCUGUGCUCAGUCACCUGACCCUGUGCUUUGAGGUGGAACGUACCCAGGAUAAACAGAAAGAGUGGCUCCUCACCUACUAUGACAGUAGUGGAAACGUGGUGCUGAGUUUAGGCUCCGAUUCAGGCAGCAUGACAAUGAUCGUUGAUGGGGUGUCGUGCCCGAUCGGCUCCAUCAUCUCCACCAGUGACUUCACUUCUACCAUGAAAUCUUUCUGUGUGCUCUGGACGUCAUCAAACGGCCGAGUGGCGGUUUACUUCAGUCGAAACUACUGGUCCAAGACCUGCUCUGCCUCCGUAGGCCACUCAGUGCCAACUGGUGGACAGUUCCGCUUAGGAGGGCAGCACGCCUUCGAGGGGAACAUCUAUAACGUCCGGCUGUGGGAUUAUGUCAUGACAGUGCAGCAGCUCGAAGCAUUAACCUGCAACACGGUGGGGAAUAUCAUCGACUGGGACAACAGCCACUGGAGCAUCCCGUCCUCUGUGGCCCAGACCGACGCCACACUCAGCUGCAUCUGCUACCCUAACUGCAUUCACUUAACUACUGCUGCGCCAACUAGUGGUGUCACCCCGCCCACCAGCACACCUCUCACCACCACCUGUGACUCCCAAGGACUGGGCUGCCCAGCCGCUUCCUCUCCUGCCACCUCAUCCACUGACUCCACUAACACCAUCCAUACUACUAAUGCCAACACCCACGCCCUCUCUCCCAUCACUACAUCUCCAUCCACCAUCCCUACCACUAGCAUGCCUCUAACCCCAUCCACCACCACCACCACCACUACCAGCACAACCAGCUCCUCCACCACUGUUCUGCCUACCACUACCAUCACCAUCACCACCAGCCCUGCUACCUCUGCAUCUCCUGCCACUAACGCUGCUUCAGCCAGCAGUACAGCACAUGCCCAACAGACAACCAGCAGCACAGCAGCUGUUCCAUCUGCUACCACUAACAACCCAGCUACUAACCCCACCACGCAUGUUACAGGAACGACUCCUCUGCUGCUGUCAGUAACUACUAACCAACCAGCCACUAACAUAGCUACUACUGCUGCUUCCUCUCAGGAGGAGUUGUACUACCGCAUUUCAUUUGUGGUGGAUGUUGGGGGCUCGGAUCUGAAGCAGCAGGAUGUGGAGCGAGCUGUGGCUCAAUGGCUUAAUCAGACGUUUCAGGGCUGGACUGAAGUUACAGUCACUGUGGAUAACGUCAGUGUCCAGAGAGGAGCUAACCCGCCAAGUUACCGUUGUCAGGCUCUGCUGACACAUUACUACAUCACCAAUGAAAGUAUGAUUGAAGCUGCCAUCUCUGCCAGGCUGAACAACAGAAAGGGUUUCAUAGGUUCUGAACUACAGAUCCAGCCCUCCUCCAUGAAUGUCAGCUUAAUUGAAAACUGUCCAAAGGAGAAUAAUCUUCACUACCUCUGGCCUGAGAGCAGACCCACUGUCACCCGGGCCCUGCCCUGCUUCCCCAACAAGGACCAGUGGGCAUCCAGGACCUGUUCGCUCAAUCGACAGAACUACUCAUCCCACUGGUUAGCUCCAGACCUCAGUAACUGCACGGACAUCAAGACCAUCGAGGUGUCAGCAGAGAAUGCAGCGGAGGUGGCGGAGCAGCUCGCCAACAUCACCGAGAACAACCUGUCCGACGAGGAGGUGUCCAAAGUGGUGACCAAGGUUAAAGAGCUGGUGAAUGUGGCCAAGAUCAACACCACCUUAGCCUCCACCGUCGUCACCAUCAUCUCCAAUGUCAUGAACAGCACGACGACGACGAACCUCACCACCUCUGAGAAAGCUCUGAAGAUGGUGGAUGAACUGGUUCAGAAGAUCGAGUUUGAUGGCCCAUCCAUCAACAUCACCUCCAAAAACCUGGCUCUGGGGAUAUUGGCCGUCAAUGCCACCACGUUCAAGAAGACGUCCUUCCGUGCCUUCAUACCUCCAAACACCUCUGAUCCACAGAUUGAUUUUGAGUCAGGGGCGGUCAACCCUUUAGCUCAGGUCACCCUCCCUGCAUCUCUGCUGCACACAGACUCUCUGAGCGAGUCCGACAGAUUGAGUCUGUCCAGGAUCAACUUCAUGUUCUUCAGCAGCACCAACUUCUUCCAGAAAGAGCAGGGCAAUCACUCUUUAAGCAGCUACGUUGUGGCGAGCAGCGUGGGGAACCUCUCUAUCAAAGGCCUGAAGGAUCCUGUGCAGAUCGAGAUCACUCACCUCCUUGGCAAGGUCUCCAAGAAUCCAGUUUGCAUGUUCUGGGACUUCAGCAUGAACAAUGGUGGUGGAGGUUGGAACAAAGAAGGCUGCAACGUGUCCAAGACCUCCACCAACAACAAAACUAUCUGUCUCUGUAACCACCUGACACACUUUGGCAUCCUCAUGGACAUAUCUGGAGCUAAUUCUCAAAUAGAUGCAAAGAACAAGAACAUUCUGACCUUCAUUACCUACAUCGGCUGCGGCGUCUCCGCCAUCUUCUCUGCUGCCACGCUGCUCACCUACAUCGCCUUCGAAAAACUUCGACGUGACUACCCGUCCAAGAUCCUGAUGAACCUCAGCGCGUCCUUACUGGGCCUGAAUAUGGUCUUCCUAUUGGAUGGCUGGCUGGCUAGUCUGGACAUCGAUUGGCUGUGCAAGUCUGUGGCUGUCUUCCUGCACUACUUCCUGCUGACCUCCUUCACCUGGAUGGGGUUGGAGUCCAUCCACAUGUACAUUGCUCUGGUCAAGGUCUUCAACACCUACAUACGCCGAUACAUCCUUAAGUUCUGCAUCGUCGGAUGGGGUUUCCCUGCAGUGCUGGUAGGGAUUGUCGUCGCAGUGGAUUCAGAGUUUUAUGAGGUGCAGGGGUACGGCAAAGACAACUCAUCAGAGGGAUCGUCAUUCUGUUGGAUCCAGAAGCCUGUCAUCUUCUACACCACCUGCGUCGGUUACUUCUGCGUGAUGUUUCUGUUGAACGUGGCCAUGUUCAUCGUGGUGAUGCUGCAGAUCUGCGGCCGCAACGGCAAACGCAGUAACCGCACGCUGCGAGAGGAGGUUCUGAGAAACCUGCGGAGCGCCAUCAGCCUCACCUUCCUGCUCGGUAUGACGUGGGGUUUCGCUCUGUUCUCCUGGGGCCCCGUCCAGUUGGCCUUCAUUUACCUCUUUACCAUCUUCAACUCACUGCAAGGUCUGUUCAUAUUCAUCUUCCACUGCGCGCUGAAAGAAAACGUCCAGAAGCAGUGGAGGAGAUACUUCUGCUGCGGCCGAUUCAAGCUGUCAGACAACUCAGACUGGAGUAAGACAGCCACCAACAACACCAAGAAGGUGAGCUCAGACAACCUGGGCAAGUCUCUGUCCUCCAGCUCUUUCGGCUCCAGCACGGCCAACUGGACGUCCAAAGCUAAAGCUACACUCAACCCCUUCAGCAAACGACACAGUAACACAGACAAAUGUUUCUCCAACCAGUCCAGCCCAAAGUGUGUCUCCUCGUCCUCGUCCUCUUCAGAGGUAGAGCCCAACUCCUCCUCCUCCUCAUCCUCCAUCCUCCCUGUCAGCCAGAUGAUUGAUAAGAUGAAAGGUUACUGCUCCACACGCUCUGACAACUUCUACAAGAACAUCAUCAUGUCUGACAGCUUCGCCCACAGCACCAGGUUCUAGAACUCUCUUCAUUGUUCUGGGGCAGAUGUUCUGGAAUCCCCCAGUGUUUUGGAACUGCUCAUCCUGCCGACAGCUUCAAUGAUAGAGAAGGUUUCUGUUAAAGGUUCCGAUGUGAAGGGCAACAAUGGAAUCUGCCUUGCCAUUCUGGAACUUCCCACAACAUUAUUGAAGGCUUUGCUUUUGAACCAGCACCAAACGCUUUAGAACCUUUUCAUAUUCUGGAACAACUCUCGAACUUUCCUACAGCCUCACCCACAGAGAAGGGUUCUAGAAUUCCAUAGGCCAUUACCUCUCCCUGGAACUCUCUGAGCCUCAGCCGUUGAGAAUCCACUGUUCUGGAACCUCCCCAGGCAUUCUCAAACUUUUUGCCAGCCUCAACCAGAAAGGAGAGUUUCUCCAAUCUGAAAUACCCUGACCAACAUUCUAGACCCAUUCUGGCCCUGUCCCAGCCAUGGAACAUGUUCUAGAACAUUUCUUCCCCUGUCAUCUAGAAUGCCUGCACCCUUUCCUGCCAUCCUCCCUUGCCCCUGCUUCACUUUUAAACUCAAUUUGUAAUUGUGUUUCAUCAUGUACAUUGUUGGCUGACAGCUGUUGUAGGAGCCCCAGUUCUAAUUCAAAUUUUAUUUGGACUAAUAAGCAAAACUUAAAGUUAAAAGUUAAAGUUGAGGUAAUCACGGACAGAGUCGCACAAUCUGUCUCCUAGAUAAUAAAGGGUGUUUAAGGGCUACAAGGUGGUCAGAGAACCUUGAUGCAAUUCUACUGUAUCAUAUCAAAUUACAGAAUCAGCUGACCUGGCUGCCAGACUGUGUAGCUAAGAGGAAAUGAAAGGGAGCUGAGGGGAGGGCAGAGAGGGUAGGAAAGGAUAAACACAAGGUGGAGAGGUAGAGAAGAGGAUAAAAAAAGUAGGCUGUUAUGUUUUGUUAUGUGUUUUUUAAUACUGUGAUGUUUGGUAAAACUGUCCUUUUGUGCAUGUGUGUGUGGAGCCAUAUCCUAUGUAAAUACUGGUGGUCUAUCUAUUCAAUGUGCCUUAUUCUUUAGUGUUAUAAUGUAUCUGGAUGGUUGCUUGUGUUCAUUCCUUCACAGGGUCCUGGAAGGGUCACGGAAGGGUCACUGCGAUUGUACAUACAAAGCCAAACAUUCUCCAGCUCCCUAUGCUGUGUAGGCACACACUCAACUGCCCUUUUCACCCCGGUGAGAAACAAGUCAUGUGUCAGAGAGAGCAGAAAUCACAUUGUGGAUGAAAUAGAACAGAACAGUUAAUUAAGGUGCUCUUUGGUGUAACUUCCAAACAGAAUUUAAGAUUAUUUGAACAUAUUUACAUCCGGUUAUUUCCCUGAAAAACAUGGUUGAUAUCCCUAACUAUGGUGGUUUGAAGAUAAAUGAUAAAAAAAAGAUGAUGCCAGUGGCCACUGAAGCUCAGCUCCUUGUGCAGCCAAAGUUCAACAGUCGUAGAAGCAACACUGAUGAACAGCUUGACUGGCCAGGUGAGGGAGUUUGUUUAUGUUCAAAUCUGUUAUUCAGCAAAAAAGAUAUCCCGAAGAAGGCAGUCGUCAUGCAGCUGCCAGGAUGGGUCCAGAAAGGAUCAGUCCAUGCUAAAAAAAAAAAAAAAAGAAAAGAAAGAAAGAAAGAAAGAAAGCAUUUGCCCAGUUGGUGCCCAGCUUUUGGUUUUAUUCAGCUGGGUUCUGAGAAACCAACCAAAUACAAUGAAGGUAAAUACAUUUCCAAUCAUUCUGCUUAAAUAAUCAAAAAAUGACAUUUGUAAAAACAUUUGUAGAAGCAACAUGUGUGUCCAGGAACAAUGUCGUGAUUGUUUCAGAUGUUCUGCAGACCUCUCGAUGGAUAUUUUACAAGCUCUUUAGCUCGACAACAGUUCCCAGUGGAAUCUGUGGAGAGUGAGGUCUGUGGAUUGUCCUGAGUAAUCAGAGGGCUGUUUCUGGAUAGACACUUUGCUACAGAGUCUGUCAAAUGUCAUUUUCUUAGUUAUUUUAAUGGGAUGAGAGAGAGUCUGUUUAUGUCACAUGCACUGGGUGGUGGUGAGUAUUUAGAGCAGUGGAGAUGUAGAAACAAACAGAAGAAAAAAAAACUCUUUGCAUGGCUUGAUACCAUGGGCAAUAAGAAAGUUAAUCUUUAUUUUUAUGAUUUGGGUGAACUGACCCUUUAUUGAAAUUGCAUGUACUGUGGUCCAACUAGGAAGAGCUUUGUUAUUUUAUCAUUUAUUAAAAAUCAUCCAAUUUUGUCUGACAAAUAUUACAAAAGACUCACUCAGCACCAACAUGUCAGUAUCAGAUGUGUCUCCAUUAUUUCAGCAUUUUAUAAAACUGAUGCUACAGCAGGUUUACAUGUGGUUUCAGUUGUGGAAAGCCAUGAAAGUCAACACUUCAUGCUCUUCCUUAGACUUCAACCCAGCCUGUCAACAUCCUGCUGGUAAAUGUAUCGCUUUCCAUACAUUUGAAGCCAGAGGGAAUGGUUCCCCUAUGGAGUUCUGCAUGGACCAUUUCCUCACAUAUGUUCUCCAACUGCAACUGUAAAGUCCAAACUUGAAGUGAUGUGUAAACAAUAAUUUCCACCAGUUAUUAGCUGUGACUGGCUCAUGCAGAAUAUUUAGUCAUCAGUGAAGAAGUUUGGAAACCGCCCGUGACUGUGCCUGUUAAGGCUGCAGUUUGGCAGUUGUCUUUUACUAACUGAAGCAGGAUGGUGUGUCACUUGCUCUUGUAUCGUGGCUUGAACUGCUGUGGUGAAUUUACAGUUCCCUUUAAACCUCAUUUGAAUGAAAAAGUUAUGGUUUGUUAAAAUCACUUUUUUUUAGAAUUUCUUUAAAGUUCCUUGGAAAUGACUUUUAUAAUUUUCUACCAACCAUAGUGGAAGUAGAGGCAAACUUCUGAGACUGUCGUCUUUAUUUGGUCAGUUGUGUUGAGUUUAUAUGCAGCUGUUGAAAGAAAAGUUCAAUUUAAAGCCAAAUUCAUAGUUAUUCAUCAUUCAUAUAUUUAUUUCUGUACCUGACCUGCUCUAUAGUGAUUAAAGGCCUCUUCAAGUUCUACUAAUUUAGCAAGUAAUUGGCAUUAAUUAAUGGUCAGUGUGCCACUUACACUGUCUCUAAUUAGUGCAGUUAUUACAGUUCAGUCCUUGUACACCAGAAAGUCUUGCUGACAGAUGUGUAGGAUCAAACGCAAAACUUGCCAGGAAUUUUUUCUCUUAUAAUUAGUACCAAAUGACAUAGAUAUAUCCUCACAUGAGCCAGUAAAUUAAAGCGUGCAACAUAAUACUUUUAAAAUGAAAGCACAAUAUCUGGUGUUUUUGUGGUCAAAAGAAACUUUAAUUCCCAUCUGUAGGAUUAUUGAUGGAACUUUUGUGGCACUUGGCUGAACACUUAGUUAACCUUUCUGUGGCCAUAAAAGAUUAAUUAAUUGUGAUUAAUCAUUUGUGUCAAUCGGAGUAAUUAUGUGGUGGUGAUUUGUCACCACUAUAAAGAUGUUUUUUGAAUCCUUUGAAAUGGGAAAACACAGCAUCCAUUCACUUCAACAUGAUUUCUGUGGUAUUUAGUUGAGAAGAUUUCUGUUUAACUUGUUUUGUUUCACCUGUUGUUGUCAGAAAUGCACAGUUGAACAUGUUUUGCUCAUUUUGAAUUUUGUCUUUUUUUAUCGUUCGUUAUCUUCCACAAGCUUCAGAGCAAACCUGACGUGUUUUCUCCGUGCUAUACUCUUAUUUAUUUUCUGGAUGUACAGUUUCUCUGUCGUUAAAUCUCUGUUUAAACAGACAAUCAUCUGUAGUGAGUGGUGAAAAUGUGACAGACAAACACAGAGCCCUGUCUGAAAUCUUUUAAGGAUCCAGGCAUGAGUUUUAGACUCUGGAUCUUUGGACUUCGCCUCAUCAACUGUUGGCUCCACUGACUUCCACUGUCCACACGGAGCCAACGGUGUUCAGCACUAAAGUUGUGUAGUGAAGCACGCAUUGUACCGACCAACAGGCACCUUGGCCCAUGAUUCUCUUUUCUUUUGCCCAGAGUGGUGGGAGAAUGUAUUAUUCAGCCCUCACAAACAAACCCCCAGAGACCUGAAAGACCAGAUGAAGCCCCUUUGGCAGCUCCAGUGGCACAGAUCAGUUAUUCUCUCAGUUACUGGCCUGAGUUCAGCCUCAGGAUGGAAUAGAUAGUUCCUGUUUUUUCUACUGGCCUGAGAAACUGUUAUAUACAGUACUAAAUGAAGGACAACAGAAGAUGAAAUCCCCUAAAUGAAAAAAACUGUUGUCAUUGGGCUGCUGACGUUGGGGUUGCCAUUUUGUCUUUGUAGGCACCGGCUAGAAUUGUUCAUGACAAGUAUCACAGAUGAUCCUGCACAGUUUAAUCUGGAGAACACAGCAAAACACAGCCUGAACAGUAGGAAACAACAGCUCUUUCACUGGUGUGAUCACCACUCAGAGGGAAGUUAGACAUUAGGGAACACAUAAAGUGGGCUCAUUUAUUCCAAUUCAGUUUCUUCUUACUGCUAACACCAACAUUGCUGUUUCUGGUGUUUGUGCCUGAAUCCCAUUUUACAUUUUUCUGGUAGUUGCUGCUCACUCGACAGACAUGCAGCAGCUUCUACAAGCCACAGAGUUACAUAAAACCAAAAAAUCAUAUGACGAGAGUGUAUUUAGAAAACGGUUCAUCCUGAAUGAACUGUCUAGACAGCAUGGUUCUCCAUUGUCCUCUAAACCAACAAAUAUGUCUGUCUAUCAUGUGGCUUCUGUCUCCUCUUACAUGUCGUAUGUACAGUUCCAAUUAAUUUAAAUAUUUCUCUAGUAACUCUGACCUAUGUCUAGUUGAAUAUUGUACCAAAUGCAGACUUUUCAAUGAGGAUUGUAAUUGAUCUUGGCUUUCACUGUUGUUUGGUAUUUGUAUUAUUAUUAUUAUUAUUAUCAUGUAAACACUUUUCUGCACCAGUGAUAUUGUUGUAUGGUUUGUCAGUGAUGUUAUUAUCUGGAAGCUCACUUCAGCAUCUCGACAUUAAAGGGAAUUAAAAGUU